UUUCUUACUGGCCACGAAUAAUAAACUUAUUAUUACGUGUACAUAUGGAUGUGUGUGCAAUAUGUCGAAAAUGAAUAAUCGUACCCGCAUUACACACAUAAAAUACUAAAUACUAAUUGUAAGUACAGGCUUAAGAUAAUAUUUGCAUUUAACAAUAUUGCGGAGGGGAAAACUGUGAGAAACUACAGAGCCUGAUAAAUAAAUAAUCCGCAGUUUUGCGUAAGCCGUAUGCGAAGCUAUAUGCAGCAGUCACUGUACGAGCAUCUUUUAAUAAUUUUUAUGUAUUCACUGUAAAAAUCGCUUCGCGUCAAAGAACUAACAAUUGCAAGAAGGCGCGUUCGGUUGUUUAACGAUUCAUUUGUUUUAAACGAUGUAGUUUUGUGAAUGGUGGGAUGUCCGACGUUCGAAUAGAGUAGAAAACUAAUUGGUAUCUACCUAAUCGCCUAUUGUAAGGUCAAGAGUGCGACCUCGGGAUUUCGUACGAUGAUGGGAAAUCCAAGAACGCCUAUUCGACGCGAACACUCUAGCAGGCAUACCAUGCUUUCGUUCUAUCAAGUUUUCUUCUUCGUUUGUUUAACAUUAUUCAGUGUAACGGAAGCCGAUUUAAAUGACACAACAAUAAACCUUAACGAAACCCUUGCAACAAAAUUUGCAACCCCGUGCAAGACUCCAAACGGUGACAACGGAUUUUGCAUUGACAUUAGUGAAUGCCAAGUAUUAGCCAAGUACAGGAAUGUAAAAUCGAAACAGGAAUUUAUCGACGAAUCGGACUGCACCCCUGGCAAUGCCAACCCCCAGACUAAUAAAGUUUGCUGUGGACGAUAUUCCGAUUUUAUAAUACGAGGGGAUGCAGAAGCGGCGUCGGACGUGAUCGAAGCGCCAGUGCAACCGUUGGAUGUGGACCCGUUCCCGAAGGAAUGCGGCAAACAGCCGAUGAUUUUUCCCAAUAGGAUAUUUGGUGGAUCGGAGGCGGUUCUCGGGGAAUUCCCGUGGUUAGCGAGAUUAAGACACAAGGCACCGAACGGUCUCAGGAGCUACGGGUGCGUCGGAUUCCUAAUCGCAGCGAAAUACGUUUUAACCGCCGCUCAUUGCGUUUCGUCGUCCAUGUUGGCACCCCUGGGACCGAUAAACCAAGUGCAAUUGGGGGAACACAACACGCACGAAAGUAUCGAUUGCGAGAAGCACGGGGAAAAACUGGUGUGUGCCGAUCCACCCCAAUUGAUCAGGACGGGGAAACCCAUCGUGCAUCCCGAAUAUUUGAACACCAGCCGAUCACAACAUCACGACAUCGCCAUCAUUCCACUCAAAUGGUUGGCUAAUUUUACACGUGACAGGAAUCCGAUCAAAUUAAAAGUGUCGGUGAAACGUGCUUCUCAAGAAUAUUGCAGGGCCAAGUACAAAGCAGCCGACGUUGACAUAAUAUCGGCUCAAAUCUGUGCCGGGGGUGAGGAAGGGAAGGACUCGUGUUCCGGUGAUUCGGGAGGCCCUUUAAUGGUCCAGACGGGAUCCAGUCCGUGGUAUGCAGAAGGGAUUGUUAGCUUUGGUUUAGGUUGCGGUCUCGAAUACUGGCCGGGGGUCUAUACAAGUAUCCCGCAGUAUUACAGUUGGAUAGAGACAACCAUCAAGAGGCAUUGGAAACACAAUUUGGGAAAGGACAAAAAGCGCGAUAGUAAAAGUACAAACAAAAGAAGGAGAUCCACUAGGUUCAGUAAUUUUAAUUAAAUUGAUUACCUUGACGUAUUAAAUAAAGGUAAUAGAAAUAUUAAUGUUUUAUUUAAAUUUUUUACAAUCUUAUACCAAAUAAAUUAAAAUUGUUGGUACGAGCCAA
Molecule: messenger RNA, 1828 nt
Organism: Agrilus planipennis (emerald ash borer)
Lineage: Eukaryota; Metazoa; Arthropoda; Insecta; Coleoptera; Buprestidae
Product: phenoloxidase-activating factor 1-like
Exons: 5
Coding region: 484-1722 (412 amino acids)
Biological process (GO): proteolysis
Molecular function (GO): serine-type endopeptidase activity
Source: RefSeq, a predicted model, not a curated record